GGCACGUGGGACUCUGCUUAUCACUAGGGGCUUUUGUUAGGGGCGGAGCUCGUGUGGGUUCUACCCUCCAGUCGUAGGUACCGGGCGUAACGGCAUAGCCGCUGAGCCACGGCACUAAGGACCGUAACCAUGGCCAUGAAGGAAGAGAAGGAUCAUAGGCCUAAGGAGAAGCGAGUGACCCUGUUAAUGCCUCAGGGUGCCACAGGCAGCAGUGCUGGGGCUACUGCGGAAGGCGCCAAAGGGGAAGAUAAGCAGGAGCACAACAGGGACAAGAAAGACGCAUUGAGCAAGGUGGUAAUUCGAAGAUUACCUCCAACUUUGACCAAGGAGCAGCUUCAGGACCAUCUUCAACCUAUGCCUGAACAUGAUUAUUUUGAGUUUUUUUCUAAUGAUACUAGUCUGUAUCCUCAUAUGUAUGCCAGAGCAUACAUCAACUUUAAAAACCAAGAAGAUAUUCUUUUAUUCAGGGACCGAUUUGAUGGCUAUAUAUUCCUUGACAAUAAAGGUCAGGAAUAUCGUGCUAUAGUAGAAUUUGCACCAUUUCAAAAAGCUUCAAAAAAGAAGAUUAAGAAAAGAGAUACAAAAGUUGGGACUAUCGAUGAUGACCCAGAAUACAAAAAAUUUUUGGAGAGUUAUGCCACCGACAAUGAGAAAAUGACAUCUACUCCAGAGACAUUGCUAGAGGAAAUAGAAGCCAAAAAUCGAGAAUUAGUAGCUAAAAGGACAACCCCACUUUUGAGCUUCCUGAAGAAUAAGCAGAGGAUGAGAGAAGAAAAGAGAGAAGAAAGGAGGAGGCGAGAAAUAGAAAGGAAAAGACAAAGAGAAGAAGAGAGAAGAAAGUGGAAAGAAGAGGAGAAACGUAAAAGGAAAGAUAUAGAAAAGCUAAAGAAGAUAGAGAGAAUUCCAGAAAGGGACAAAGUAAAGGAUGAACCAAAGAUUAAGGUACACAGGUUUCUGUUACAAGCUGUGAAUCAGAAAAAUCUUCUCAAGAAACCAGAAAAAGGAGAUGAAAAAGAACUUGAUAAAAGAGACAAAGCCAAGAAACCGGACAAAGAGAAUCUGAAUGAAGAACGAGUCACUGGGCAAAGUUGUAUUCUACUCAAACGUUCUGAUGUCGAAGUGAAGGUUGAAAGGCAAAGGAGGCCUGAUGAUGAAUGUGCCAGAGAUUACAGAGAGAGGGACCGGGAUUAUGAAAGAGAUCAGGAGCGCAUGAUCCGAGAAAGAGAGAGGCUGAAGCGGCAAGAAGAAGAACGUCGGAGGCAACAGCAGAAAGAGCGCUAUGAGAAGGAGAAAACUUUUAAACGAAAGGAAGAGGAAACGAAGAGAGAAAAAGAGGGACUUCGAGAUAAAGGGAAGAAGAGUGAGAAUACAGAAUCAAUAUGCACCUCAGAAAAAAAGGAGGAAGUGGUUAAGAGAGACCGCAUAAGGAACAAGGAUCGUCCCGCAAUGCAGCUUUACCAACCAGGAGCUCGAAGCCGAAAUCGUCUCUGUCCUUCUGAUGACAGCAUCAAGUCUGGAGAUUCACCAGUGGACAGAAAGCAGGAAAGUGGUAUUAGCCAUAGAAAAGAAGGAGGAGAAGAGUGAGAAGUCCAAAUGGCCAUAGGUGUCCUGACUGUCCAGGCAGCCAAAGAGCACGUAUUAUGCUAUCCAGAAGUGCCUUCAGGGCAAAGGAACAGAGAACAAGGAAAGGGUCGCUGUGCUGGUGGGAGUACUGCAGAGGAGGCUCAGAAUUGGAAGUACAAUUUCAUUGUCUUUUGCAGUUGCCACAAGUCAAUUUUAAUGUCCCAGAAAAAGAUGGUAGCAAGAGCAUUGCAAGUGAAAAAUGUCAAACAAGGACUUAACUUUGUAUGCCACAAGUAAAAAAGAGCAGGGUCUAAAAUCAACAGGUGUUCUUAAUCCGGUCUUGGCGCGUCUUAGUUUGAGUUGAGCAAAAGCACACUGAAGUCUUGUUGAGAUCUAACUAUUUUGCAUUGUUGGUGUUGACUAUUGUGGACUCUGUAGUAUAGAAGCAACAAGCAUGUAAUUGUAGCACAAGUAGAGUGGAGGAUAGAGCAAAUUAUGGCUGAUGGAAAAGAUUUAAAAUAUUUAAAAGAUUUAAAUAGUCAUGUUACAGCUAUAUCCUGUGUCUGGAUUUUUUGUAAUUAUAGAUUGUUUACUUCUGUGAACAUAGCAUCAGAAAAUAUUUGUAAACAUCUUGUUUUGCCUUCAGCAUUUCUUCCUAUUAAUAGAUAAAAUGUAGUCCUUGGUUAGGUACUGACAAUCUAGUCUUUUUUUUAUCUUAGGUCUGAUGAUUUGAGUGCAUUACCCUCCUCCAGGAAAGAAACUACACCAAUAUCUGUUCCUGUUAAAUGGCAGCUUUCAGUCAGUCAUAGCUUGUUUUGUAUUGCUGGUCAAUAAAUUUUAACUUCACUCAA
Molecule: messenger RNA, 2414 nt
Organism: Meriones unguiculatus (Mongolian gerbil)
Lineage: Eukaryota; Metazoa; Chordata; Mammalia; Rodentia; Muridae
Gene: Upf3b
Product: UPF3B regulator of nonsense mediated mRNA decay
Exons: 11
Coding region: 130-1584 (484 amino acids)
Biological process (GO): nuclear-transcribed mRNA catabolic process, nonsense-mediated decay; positive regulation of translation
Cellular component (GO): cytoplasm; nucleolus
Molecular function (GO): mRNA binding
Source: RefSeq, a predicted model, not a curated record